This is a messenger RNA of Ambispora gerdemannii, 2512 nucleotides long. NCBI's taxonomy places the organism in Eukaryota, Fungi, Glomeromycota, Glomeromycetes, Archaeosporales, Ambisporaceae. The record is from the annotation of a GenBank genome assembly.
AUGUUAGAGAGCAAUUCUAAUAAUUUUGUUGGUGCUUUGUUGUUGCCUCCUCCUAAUAUUACUGGUAAUUUACAUUUGGGUCAUGCUUUUGAAUCGGUUAUUCAGGAUUUUCUGAAAGCUAGUUUCACCCUUGACCCUAUUAUUCAGAAGCAAGUGCGAGAAGCAUUUGUCAAACUUUAUCAGGACGGACUAAUUUAUCGAGGAGUGGAACAUCGUCCUGCUUCUAGCAAAUUGUAUUAUCUAAAAUAUCCUCUCCAAAGUAGCACUGACUAUUUAUUGGUAGCAACUAGUCGUCCGGAAACAAUUUUUGCUGAUGUUGUCUUAUUUGUUAAUCCGCAGGACCAACGCUAUCAAAAAUACUUAGGCAAGAAUAUCAUUCAUCCCUUUACUGGAAAAAUUAUUCCAAUUUUGACCGAUAAGAGCAUUAAAAUAGAAUUCGGUAGUGGAGUUUUGAAAUGUACUCCCGGACACGAUUUUAUUGAUUAUGAGUUAGGGAAAAAAUACCAAUUGUCAAUAAUUAGUUGUUGUAAUGAAAAAGUAGAGAAAGGCAUCUGCGUCAAAAUUGAAGAUUAUGAGACGAAUUUAGCUUGUUCUUCCAAGUCUGGAGCAACAAUUGAACCUCUUCUUUCUCAACAUUCCGAAAGGUUUUGGAAGAAUGGUGCAAUAAAGUUCAUGAAUGAUGUAUUUCUCGUCAAUUGUGGUGAGGGCAUCGGAUACCUGCCUGAUAUCAUAAAUCGAGCUAAAGAGGGCGAAAAAUUUCUUUCACCUCCGCUUAAUUGUUAUCCAAUAACUACUCUGGUUACUGGUUAUGAUAUCCUUUUUUUUUGGGUAUUAAAAAUGAUAUUGCUCGGAACUUAUUUUACUGGUCAAGUGCCUUUUCAGCAAGUGCUAUUGCAUGGCCUAAUUCGGGACAAGCAUGGCAAAAAAAUGUCAAAAUCUCUGGGUAAUGGCGUUGAACCUGAUAUCCUGAUUGAAAAAUAUGGUUGUGAUAAAGUAGAGGCAAUUUCGAGUGAAGAAUUUUAUUACGUAAAAUUGAGUUUUGACAAAGCAAACAUAGAUCACAUCGAUGGACAAGGAAAUAAUUAUACCUUUUGCGAAAACCGUCAUCCUUUUAAUAGUUAUCGAGCAGGAGAUUAUAUAGAAGUCGAUUGCAGCAGAACAAGAAGUUAUGGUCGAAGAAGGCCAAUUGACAAUGAAAAUAUAUUAAGAAAAGUCGGUUCAUCUUCAUCCACAAAUAUAAUUACUACUCGCGGUUCUUCUUCCGAUAUAGUUAUUUCAUCUGGCGCCGUGAGUGCCAUGAAUAGUCCUAAUGCAAUGAAUUUGGCUCGGCGAAUGUCCGAAAUGGUAGAUGCAACCGGAAAAGAGUAUGAAUUUAAGAUAGAGGAUCCUACGCUUAAUAAAAAAGAAGUAGAAGAAACUUUUGAGAAGAGGGCUGGUUUUGGUAUCACUUAUCAUGGUGAAAACGACGAAGGAAGAUGUGUCCUCAGUAUAAAAUUUAAAAAUCCUGAGAUAGAAGAGGAAAAAAACAAGUUAAUAGAAAGAAAAUUUAGUGAUAAUCCCAAAGAGGUUUUUCGUCAUUAUCAAUUUACAGGUUAUGGUGCAAGUUAUAAUGUUGAAAAAAUUACUGAUAAAGAAAAAUCACAACACCAAAAUUACUCUCCACAACAGGAAAAUUCUCUAAACUCCGAUAAAAAAGAAGAAAAAGAGAAUAACCGGAAAGAUUUUUCUCAAAAGGCGGAUAAGCAAGAAGGAACAACAAAAAAAGAAAACAAUCUUGCCACUAACCAGGAAAAUGAUUUUCUGCCUAAUCAGAAUUCUUUUGUGGUUGAAUUAUUGGAGAGAGAAAAAAAAGUCUUGUUAGGAAAAUCUGUUCUCGAUGAGUUUGCUUGUGGUGGCACUGGACUUUACGCGGCCACCGGAGCAAUUUUUAAUCCUCAUAAUCCUUCUUGUGUAGUUGGUGGUUCUUCGUCGGGUUCAGCUUGGGUAGUGACUAAAGACUUAGUUCCUUUCGCUUUGGGUCAUGACACAGGAGAUUCUAUUCGCCGUCCCGCUUCUUAUUGUGGGAUAGUCGGAUUUAAACCUUCUUAUGGUUUAGUUUCGCGGGCUGGUGUUAUUCCCAUGGCUUCUUCUUUGGACACAGUUGGUAUUUUGGCUCAGAAAACAAAAGAUAUCGAUUCAUUGUUUACUACUAUUUCCCAAAAAGACCCUCACGACCUUCUAACUGAGGCACAACGAGGCAAAAUAUUUCCUUCCAAAAAAAAUAAGGUGGCGAUUGUAACUGACAUAGAAAAACAUCUGCCAAUUGGACUAAGUGAUUUAUAUCACAAUGCUAUUGAAAAGUUGCAGAAAUUAGGAUACACCGUUGAAAAAAUAAAUAUACCCAAAAAAAUACGGGAACAUUUGCAAAUUACUUAUCUUAUUCUUUGUUCCAGCGAAUUAGUUAGUCAUCUUAAUUCUCUCCAAGGAGUAACUUAUGGAGUUAGAGAAAACAUUAGCAUUACUCAAAAAAGAA